AUGCCGAAGAAAAUAAGGUUGGUUGAUAAUAAUGGGAAUGAGGUUGAAGUUGUAUCUAGACGUAACAGAUAUGCUAGAUCCGAGAUAGGUGACACCAGCAAUAAAAGUACAUGUAAUAGUAAGAGAGGAAGUUCGUUGAAAGAAACAUCCAGAGAAAGGACAGAUAUAGAGAACAAAGAAAAUAACAACAUCUCAGGGCCAACUCCUGCAAAAGUUAGUAAGCCCUCAGAGACAAAAGAACAAAAGCUGAAGAAAAUCAAAGAUGUUAUUCAAGAUCUAAUGAGUGAGAGUGGUGAGACAAUAACAAUUUGUUUAGAACCGGAAGCAGAUAAAACAGAAGGAAAGAGUCAAAUCUUAGAGGAAGUCGAACUGCAUGUAUCAGAAAAAGAAGUGAGCACAUUAGAAAUAGCAGAUAAAUCUCACAUGAGUUCAUCCUCAUCAACAACCUCAUCCGGAUCGUCGUCUAGCUCGUCAAGCUCAUCAGGGACAGUCAAGAAAUCAACUCCAGCUAGUAUGUCACAAAAGGCAGAGAACGUCGUGGUAAAACCUCUUGAUACUGAAAUUGAACCAAUAAGAAAUGUUGAGUUUUCAGCUAAGACAUAA
Molecule: messenger RNA, 603 nt
Organism: Mytilus californianus (California mussel)
Lineage: Eukaryota; Metazoa; Mollusca; Bivalvia; Mytilida; Mytilidae
Exons: 1
Coding region: 1-603 (200 amino acids)
Source: RefSeq, a predicted model, not a curated record